Messenger RNA from Paramecium sonneborni, 132 nucleotides. The record is from the annotation of a GenBank genome assembly. NCBI's taxonomy places the organism in Eukaryota, Ciliophora, Oligohymenophorea, Peniculida, Parameciidae.
AUGUCUAAAAGUGAAAUCUCAUUUGAUUUUAAUGAAAAUCAAUCUGUUGAAGAAGUCAAGUCUUCUCAUCUGCAAACAAAAAGCUAAAGAUAAUUUAUAACUUCCUCUCAAAGUGGUAAAAAAGAAAAAUGA